Molecule: messenger RNA, 3938 nt
Organism: Vicugna pacos (alpaca)
Lineage: Eukaryota; Metazoa; Chordata; Mammalia; Artiodactyla; Camelidae
Gene: SRD5A2
Product: steroid 5 alpha-reductase 2
Biological process (GO): steroid biosynthetic process
Cellular component (GO): membrane
Molecular function (GO): 3-oxo-5-alpha-steroid 4-dehydrogenase activity
Source: RefSeq, a predicted model, not a curated record
AAUUUUUAACCUAACAGGGAGGUGAUAAAUACCUCUUCAGCAAGCAUAGGGUGCACUGUCACACUAAUGUAUCACCAUACAUCACCGUGUUCUAGGAAUCAGGAAACACCCUGCAAAGUGGACAGAUGAAAACAGUGCGUACCUUUCAUUGGAACAGCUGGUAGGACAGGGCAGGGGUAGACAGAGGCAUACUGAGUGAGUCUCCUGAAAGGCAGUGAGUAGGAGCUAAGGGUGAAGGUUGUAGAAAGUGCCUUUGAAAGGAAGAAGAGGGAGAAAGGGAAAGACUAGGGUGGAGCCUGAAGUAGGGACAAGAGGAGAAAAUUAAUAGGGAUAAAGCAAUUGAGAGAGUUGGUACAAAAAGAUGAAGAGUGAAGUAAACAGUAGGCGGCAAGAGGCCAAUCUGAGAGGAGGAAGCCAGGUCAGAGAAAGAAGGAAGAGAAAAAAAAAGAGGGGUACAAAACAAAAGAAGAAGGCAGUCAAGGAAGUCUGAAUACUGAAUCAGAGAAGGGAAGAGGAAAUAGAUAAUGAACCAGGGAGUGAAGAAUGAGAGAAAGGCGGCAAGUAGAAGGGGAGAGAGAAAGAACCGCAUCUAGGUGUUCUGAGUGCAACUGCACUUCCAGUGGCGCCCUCAUGGAACACUCACCUGCUCCGGGAGAUGGGAAAGGGCAUCCUGCAGCAAAAGUCCUAGACGUUAGCCUGAGUCUGGGUCAGCUCCAGGGCUCCCAGAAAAGAGGAGAGGCCAGGGUGGAUCGACAGGAUCACUAUGCGCCUCUUUAACAGACGCAGGGGCGACCCAGGGAUGCAGAGGGGUCCCGGAGGAACUAGGGCCCGGGAGAGGCUGGUACCUGCUUGGGAGCGAGAUAGUGUGGAGAGGGCACUGAAGCUAAAAGUGGCCAAGAAGCAGGGCGCCCCAAAUCAGAAGGCCUGGCGGAAGUGAGAAGUGCCUGGAUGCUGAGCCCAGGAUCAAAGGAAGGUUGCAGGGCUGGGUGGAAGCCAGCAGGGAGUGCAGGAGUGUAGGGAACCAGAUGGGGUGGGGAAAUCCUGGCUUGGGAUGGUCUGAGGGUGGGGGCUGCGUGGCGACCACACAGAGUGUGUGUUAGGGCAGGAUAACAACCCUGGCUAAAUCGUCCCUGUGGUUUUCUAUUUCCUAGUCUCAGAAGUUGCAGCAUCAGAGGUUGAUGGCUGAAAAAAAAUAUAUCUGCGAAGGGCAGUUAAAGGAGGAGAACAGUGGCAGGUGACGGAGAGGGCGGGAGUGCAGGCGAAGGCACGAAUAUGGGCUAAUGGAAGGGCUUCACGAAAGCCUUCGUCCACUCUCCUCCCUGGCUGUUUUUGCUAAGUGCCAGCCCUGCGAAAGGGGCAUCGGUGCUGGGUCGAGCCAGGGCGGGCUGGCUGUGCUGAGAUAGGAGGCAAGAUGGAGGGGCGGGAGCCAAGGCCGAAGGGGCGGACACGGGGUGGCGUCUAGCUUUCCAUAAAGGGGCCGUGGGGGCCGCGCUCUUCUCUGCGCGGGCGGUGGCCUCAGGCGGGGAACACGGCGCGAUGCCUGUUCUAUGCCAGCAGAGCCCAGUGCUGGCAGGCAGCGCCGCUUUGGCUGCCCUGGGGUUGCUGGUCCUGUACCUCGCAGAGCCCUCUGGUUACGGGAAGCACUCGGAGACCCUGAUGCCCGCGGCUAUCCGGCUGCCGGCCCGCGCCGCCUGGUUCCUGCAGGAGCUGCCCUCCUUCGUGGUACCCGCGGGGAUCCUCGCUGGGCAGCCUCGCUCUGUUUUCGGCCCGCCUGCGACUGUGCUUCUGGGCCUCUUCUGCGCACAUUACUUCCACAGGACAUUUGUUUACUCACUGCUCACUAGAGGGAGGCCUUUUCCAGUUGUCUUCCUUUUCAGAGGCUUUGUCUUCUGCGUGGGAAAUGGACUCCUCCAAAGCUACUAUCUGGUUUACUGUGCUGAAUACCCUGCUGAGUGGUACACAGACAUACGGUUUAGCCUGGGUGUCUUCUUAUUUAUUUUGGGAAUGGGAAUCAACAUUCAUAGUGACUAUAUCCUGCGCCGGCUCAGGAAGCCUGGAGAAACCACCUAUAGGAUCCCACAAGGUGGCUUGUUCACGUAUGUUUCUGGAGCCAAUUUCCUUGGUGAGAUCAUUGAAUGGAUCGGCUACGCCCUGGCCACUUGGUCCCUCCCAGGACUUGCGUUUGCAUUCUUCUCACUUUGUUUCCUUGGGCAGCGAGCUUUUCACCACCAUAGGUUCUACCUCAAGAUGUUUGAGGACUACCCCAAGUCUCGGAAAGCUCUCAUUCCAUUCAUCUUUUAAAGAAACCAAAUGGAAAAGGGAUCAGGCUGUUCAACAAUCCUGUCAAAAACCAUCAAGCUGCUGAACAUGUAACUUCCCGCUGUGUAUAUGUAAUAGUAGGUCUCUCGUGUUCUGGCAGCCAGCCUAAAGGUCUGCCUUGGUCCCUUUAGAGUUUCCUUCCUCCCUUCCUGGGGAUCUCUAUCCUAAUCUCCUACUGAAGCUUCAGCAAGACCCUUUACCACGUACAGACACCUGCUGCUUAGCUAUUCCUCCUAGAAAGUGCGAACUUCCCUGUAUGUCUUUUUCUUUGAAUGACCCGAGUACAUGUGGCUUUGUAUCUUUUCUGUGUCAAUGUAAAGUACCCCUGUCGUCGAGAAGGUUUUGAGUUGAGGAUAGUGCCUGUAGAAUUUGUUAAACGGGUGCAUUUGAGCCCUGUACAAAUCAGCAGAGAUUGAAAUUCUGAAGCUGCACAGACCCAGAGCAAAUCUUAUCCCAAAUGAAAACCCAGUCACAUCUUCCUUUUCCUUAGUUAAUUAUGAAAGAUGUGAAAUGAUUGUAGACUUUUAAUAGAGGAGCUCUCUCUUCGCAGUGCUGAAAUGCAACGAGGCAUUGACCCGAUUUCAAAGUUGUGCAUUGUCCCAGUACCUCUGUCUUCCUGAAGAGUCCGUGGUUUCUUUUAGAGAUAUCAUAGCCUAACCCAGAGAACUCGGGUGGGUUUUUUUGAAGGUAAGGUUUUAGUGAACACAAAGAAGAGUACGUGACUCUGGUUGACUGCAGAGAGGAUUAGUGUUUCACAACACACUGUAAGCUCUCAUAUUGUUGGAAACUGGUGGAAAUAUCCAAAUAAUGAAAGUGUUAGAUGAGGAAAAUUACCGAGUAAGAGCAUAUGCCACUUGCCUUGCGGAGACAUGUACAGUGAAAAUGAAGCAUCACAGAAGCACCCAGCAACUCUUCUCUUCUGGACUUUCUGCAUCACAGUCCUCCGGAUCUAAUCAAGAAGGCAUGUCUUGGGGGUACCUUGAACAUCAUUCCUCGAAAGUCCUGGGGACAGAGCCUGAAAACUGUAACCGGAGGGACAUCUCUGGGAAGAAAACCUGUCUUUUGGCUCCAGCAGUGUUUCACUCAUAGUUUGGUUUUCUUUUCUUUUUUUUUAUAUAUUCAAAAUUUCCAAACUUUAAAAAUUAGAUUUCUACAUUUUUUUAGCUUCCUUUAAAACGUCACAGGAUCUUGGCCAGAAGAGCCUGCUAAGAACUGGGAUGAUCAGCUGGUACACAUUAGAAUUUGUGACCUCUGUGGAGGGGUCACCAUCACGUGGGUGCUGAGGCUGGGCUCUCUAAGGAAGGGGCUGAACAUUCGUCUUCAGAACAUAAUGGUGAUAUUUGCCUCCUCAGGUCUAGGUUUGUGGCAAGUGUUGGUAAUAUGUAGCAGACCCCUUGGAGAAGUGAGAACCAGUUUUGUCAGAUGCAGUGCUAAGAACUGAAAUUUACUAGAUAAAACACACAAGGCACUCAGAAGAUCUGAAGAGUAUGUAGAUUACUGAAGAAUACAAAUUGUCAUCAUAUAAAUACGUGUUUUACUGUUUAUUAAAUGCCUCUCGAAUCAUGUAUGUUAAGUAACCUUUUUUAAUUAAAAGAUCCCGAAACUCAUGAAGAUUUUCA